CUUCCGGUGCAUGUGGAACCCUCCAGCGGUCCCUGACCAGUUCCUCCGCCUGCCUGAAGAAAGAUGGCCCAACGCCUGUUCUUGAAGCGAGUUGUUGUUCCGUCUGUGAAAAGCCUAAUCGCUCCAGCACCCUCUCUCUCCACUUGCCUCUCAAAUGGCAUACGAUCACAUGGACUCAAGACCCUGACCUCCUCUAGACUACAUCCCCACUGUAACUUGAGGCCCAUCUCCACCUCUACUCCAUGCAGAGUUACAUUCAACGUCCAGGAUGCAGAUGACUUUCAAGAGCGUGUUGUUGGCAGUGAGACACCUGUGGUGGUGGAUUUCCAUGCACAGUGGUGUGGGCCAUGCAAAAUUCUAGCUCCCCGAUUGGAGAAGGUUGUUGCUAAGCAACAAGGAAAAGUUGUGAUGGCAAAAGUGGAUAUAGAUGACCAUACUGACCUUGCUCUUGAAUUUGAGGUCUCUGCUGUGCCCACGGUCCUGGCCAUAAAAAAUGGAGAUGUUGUGGAUAAGUUUGUGGGACUGAAGGAUGAAGAUCAGCUUGACGCUUUCCUGAAGAAACUCAUUGGACCAUAGUCAGAGCCUCUCUGUCUUUAUCUGAAACUGUGAUCCCAAGGCUGGCGAGUUCAACUCCUGGCUGCCUACCUAAGUUCAGCCUCUACCUUGUUACCUCUUGUCUGCAAUGAAUGCUUUGCAAUAUUUUGUGUAAUGAAGGGAGAAGGAUAAGUUUGUCAUUUUCUUGAAUGGACAUGGCUUUUGUGCUUACAUUAAUAGCACUUCUGCCCUAUCCCACUCCUGCUUUAUAAUUUCUUUUCUCCCGGUUACUGUGAACCCAAAUGUAUUUAAUAUAGGAGAAAUAUGUCACUAUGGCUUCCUAAUAUCUACUUUUAUGUGUUUGUUUUGUUUGAAUUCUUGGAUUUUAGGUACAAGUCACUUCUUUGAACUCACUGGAAGUCCAUUUACUGUAUCCUGUUGAAGAGUGGGUCAGAAAAGAUAUUAACCCGCACCUGACACCAUUUACAACCCAACCAACUAAAAGUGUCAGAUUUUUUUUUAUAUCAAUCUCAAACUCUGUGGCUGUGUCACCAAGGGAAAGGUGACAAGUGGUUUAAGGCUUUACUGGAAUCUGGACUCUCCCUGUACCAUAACCUGCAGAAGUGACACUUGCUUUGCCACUCAAUACGCCCAACUCGAGAUCACUACCCUGCCCAAACUCUUCAGAGGCACUUUCUACCAACUAUGCAGGAUAGUAAUGUUACUGUGAUGCAUUGAGUAUAUAGCCAAUAUAUAUAUACACAUAUGAUUUUAAUCUAAUAUUUAAGAAAUGAAUGUAUGUUCUUUCUUUGCAGAGAGUUUGCUUGGUGUGAACACAGAUAAAAUUAGCAAAUUAUAUUCUCAGUAAACCAAGUUAGGACUCCAGCAAAUGUAGAAAUAAAAAUGGAAAGAGUGGUCAGUUUUCACUCUGCCUCUCUAAUUA
Messenger RNA from Xenopus tropicalis (tropical clawed frog), 1477 nucleotides. RefSeq names its product thioredoxin 2 (gene txn2). Gene Ontology annotation, biological process: cell redox homeostasis. Gene Ontology annotation, cellular component: cytoplasm. The record is from RefSeq and is marked provisional. NCBI's taxonomy places the organism in Eukaryota, Metazoa, Chordata, Amphibia, Anura, Pipidae. Gene Ontology annotation, molecular function: protein-disulfide reductase activity.